This is a messenger RNA of Papilio machaon (common yellow swallowtail), 1620 nucleotides long. RefSeq names its product single-stranded DNA-binding protein 3 (gene Ssdp). The coding region runs from base 109 to 1371 and encodes 420 amino acids. The transcript is spliced from 7 exons. The record is from RefSeq and is a predicted model, not a curated record. Lineage: Eukaryota; Metazoa; Arthropoda; Insecta; Lepidoptera; Papilionidae. Gene Ontology annotation, molecular function: protein binding; single-stranded DNA binding. Gene Ontology annotation, biological process: positive regulation of transcription by RNA polymerase II. Gene Ontology annotation, cellular component: nucleus.
CCAAAUGUCGCCAUCGAUCAAUGACGUUUUGUGAAGUUGAAUUUAUUGAUAUAAAGCGUUAAUGUAAAUAAUAAACAAUUCCAACAUAAACGUCGGCUUCCAGUCGAUAUGUAUGCCAAGGGCAAAGGCUCUACAGUGCCUUCGGACGCUCAAGCUCGUGAGAAGUUGGCACUUUAUGUGUACGAGUACUUGCUACACGUUGGGGCGCAGAAAGCGGCACAGACAUUUCUCUCCGAAAUACGAUGGGAGAAGAAUAUAACGCUCGGAGAACCCCCCGGGUUCUUGCAUUCGUGGUGGUGCGUGUUUUGGGAUCUGUAUUGCGCGGCGCCUGAGAGACGUGAUUCGUGCGAACACUCAUCAGAAGCGAAGGCUUUUCACGAUUAUGGGUUUGUCAAUUCCGGGUACGGAGUGAAUGGAAUUGGACAUAAUGCCGGACCAGCGCCACCUAAUGACGGUAUGGGAGGCGGGGGUAUGCCACCAGGAUUCUUCCCCAAUUCAUCACUGCGGCCGUCGCCUCCCGCACCACAUCCAGGCUCUCAGCCAUCCCCGCACGGACCACAGGCGCAGCUGAUGGGCACAGGCCAGCCGUUUAUAGGGCCGUGGUAUUCUGGUGGUCCACGGUCAGGAGUCAGGAUGGGGAUGGGCAAUGACUUUAAUGGACCUCCAGGUCAAGGUAUGAUGGGCAACUCUUUGGAGCGAGGCGGUGGCGGCGGCGCGGCGCUGCUGGGCGGGCCGCGUAUGACCCCGCCCCGCCCUGGUUGUGGGCCCAUGAGCCCUGGAGCCUAUGCAGCAGGCAUGCGAGGUCCACCGCCACAAGGACCAGGCAUGCCACCAAUGGGCAUGGGCCCCCGUAGUGCGUGGUCGGGCGGCGGUGGGGGUGGGGGCGCAGCACCGCUCAACUAUAGCGGGGGCUCGCCGGGCGCGUACGGAGCCCCGCCGGGCUCCAACGGCCCGCCGGGACCCCCGACACCGAUCAUGCCUAGCCCGCAAGACUCCUCUAACUCAGGCGGUGACAACAUGUACACACUGAUGAAGCCGGUGGGGGGCGGAGCGCUAGGGUCGGAGUUCCCGCUCGCCGGCGAGCACGGGCCCGCGCCGCCGCACCUGCCGCAGCCGCCCGCCGCGGAAGGGCUAGGCGGAGUGGACGGCAUGAAAUCGUCCCCGGGGGGCGUCGGCGGCGGGGGGCCGGGGACUCCGAGAGAGGACUCUGGAUCAGGAAUGGGUGAUUACAACUUAAGUUUCGGUGGUCCCGGUGGGGAUCAAAAUGACCAGACGGAAUCAGCAGCGAUAUUGAAAAUAAAGGAAAGCAUGCAAGAAGAGGCGAAACGUUUCGAGAAGGAUCCCGAUCAUCCGGACUAUUUUAUGCAAUGAACGAUACGUCGAUCCCGCCAACUUGAUAAAUAAACAUUGAAAUAUCGGCGUAUUCCAAUCCAAAUGAAGGCUUAAGUUCAUUUUUACUUUGACUCUAGCAGAGAUUGCGAUCAAACAAGUUUGGGAGUAACUUACUUGUGACGUCAUUACUUGACGUUAGGUUGAGGUUAGAACUUGUGACCAAUGUUAUGUGCCAGCUUAAUACGUGAACACUAACUCCGGCACUCAGAGUUAAAGAGAGUUGUGUAG